AUGGCUGACUACCACCACAGACUGCUUUGUGUGACAGAGAGAGAGCGGUUUGAGGUCCCAAUCCGUGCCAUUGGGCCACGUGCCAUUCUUGACUUUCGAGAUGAGCUCCAUUUACCCCUCUGUCUGGUGAAAGCCUCUACACAGAGGACUCAGCUAGUCCGCAACAUAGGAAACAGCAAGGCAAAGUUCAAGCUGCACACACAGAGGCCUUUCUCAGUGACGCCCUCCUCUGGGACUCUUGAUAUAGGUGAGAGCAUGCAGGUGACUGUGGAUUUCCAUCCCAUUACCACAGGAGACCACAGCCAGGACCUGCUGCUACACUACGAUACUGGUGAAGUUGUUUACAUCAGCUUGUAUGGGGAUUGUGAAGAAUCUAACAUCCAUCUUGAGCCUGACUCUGUCUUGUUGAAGAAGACUUACAUAUCUCUGGCCAACGUACACAAAGUGUCUCUUACCAACAGGAGUGAUAUCCCUCUUCAAUACUCUUGGUCAAUGUGGCUGAGCCAGGAAGAGGAGCAACUAAGCUUAUUGAGGUAUAGCUCAGUACUCCAGCAGGAGGAGAGGGAGGAGAAAGAGUUUGUGUCUGACCCCACAGUGAUCCAUUGCCUCCCGCUGCUGGCCAGAGCCCUAAAGAAAUGUAGAAGCCAGGCUGCAAAGGAUCACCUCCUGGCCAUCUCAAACAGCUGCAUAACUGUGGAACCAGUGGAAGGUGAAAUAUGGCCCAACACUACUGCACAGUUCACCAUUGUCUUCAAGCCUGAGGAGGCAAAGUUUUACCAACAAACCAUAUAUUGUGAUGUCACAGGCCGUGAAUCUCGGUUAGCUCUCACAAUCAAGGGUGAGGGCGUGGGACCUAAACUCCAGCUCAACUAUAACCUGUUGGAUAUGAAAAAUGUAUUCAUCAAUGACAAAAACUGUUAUGAGGUGCUGGUGUCCAACAAAGGUCUGAUUGAUGCCCCUUUCAAGCUGUCAAGCCCGGACACCACUUUUGGCCGCUGUUUCUCUUUCAGCCCUGAGGAAGGUGUUGUUCCCUCCGGAGCCUGCCAGAUUGUGGAAGUCGCCUUCCACAGUCGCAUCUUGGGAACUUUCUCUGAGGACUUGCUGCUAACUGUCAAAGGACAGCUUAAACCACUUACCUUGACCUUCAGGGGUUGUGUUGUUGGUCCUAUAUUCCACUUCAAUGUUUCAGAGCUCAAUUUUGGAGAUGUAGCCUUUGGUUUCCCACUAACAAUGAUUUGUACACUCUUCAACACCUCCCUGGUACCUAUGACCUUUGCCCUACGGAUCCUAGGAGAUGGAUUUGGAUCUCCUAGUGUUACCAGUGCCAAACAGGUAUCUGAGGUGUCCAGGAACAAUUGGCAAGUGAGUGCUGCUAGAGACCUUCAUGCACGACCUGUGGAGUUCACCGUCAGCCCUGCUGUGGGCUCUGUGCGUGCCAUGUCAGAUAUUACCAUUAAGGUGACCCUGUGCUCCAACACAGUUAGGAGAUACAGGCUGGCGCUGGUGGUGGAUGUUGAAGGUGUCGGGGAGGAGAUCAUGACUCUCCCUAUCAAUGCCAGGUGUCUUGUUCCUGAGAUUGUGGUGGAGACUCCAGUGUUGGACUUUCGAAGUUGUUUCCUCAAUUACCCCUAUGAACAGCAAGUGCAGCUUACCAACCCCAGCACUCUGCCUGCCUGCUAUGGCGUGCUUGACCAGGAAUAUGAGGAGACACCAUCACUGCUUUUCGGCAGUUCCAUACCCAGAGGAGUCAUUCCUCCUCACACUUCAGAGAAGCUUCCCAUUUUCCUGCUGGCCAAGGCCGUUGGAAGUCUGCAUCACAGUCUACGCAUUGCUGUGUUCGGCAGCCUCCAACCACCCCUGGAGGUGGUCUUGUCAUGUAUUGGGCAGGGUCCAAUAGUUCAUGUUCGGAGCCCACAGCUGGACUUUGGCAGAAUCCCAGUUCUGACGGACAUUACUAGAACCCUGCGCCUGUCAAACCAGUCACCUAUUCCAGCUCACUUUACUGCUCGAAUGAGCCAAGGAAGGUCCUUUUGGCGUGUUGAGCCUAGUGAGGGGGAAGUGCCACCAGAGAGCCAGUUGGAGCUUCAGGUAGUAGCACACCUGAAGGACACGAUCGGCUUCCAGGACAGGCUGGAAGUGUCCAUCCAGGAGAGUCAAACACACAUGGUCCCUCUGUCUGCCACAGGCACUGGCACCACAAUUGUCAGUGACAGGCCUUUUACCCCAAGCCUUGACUUAGGAACACACUUCAGCCAUGGGUCAUGCCAGUACCACUUCAAGCUGACCAACAAUGGCCAAAGGAUACACCGGUUGUAUUGGGGGAUUGAUGGCUUCCUGCCCUAUACAAAAACCCGCAAGGAAGACAACUUGUCUGGCCGAACCUUCCUGCCCUCCAUAUCCGAUCCCAGGAAGAAAGAUGUUCUAAGCCAUGGAUCUUUACUUUCCUUUAGCCGAGAGAAGCCAGUGUUCAGCCUCAGCCCUUCUCGAGUGGAGCUUUUCCCAGGCUGCUCUGUUGACAUGGUGCUUACAGGAUCUUCAGACUCCUCCAAGGUUGUACGGGAGCGUCUGGUGUGCCAUGGCAUUGUGGGUCACCAGAGCUGUUAUGAGCUCAUCAUGUCUGUAGAUGUUACCUGCCGUUUUAUUGCUCCUGUACUCAGCAUUUCCUCCAAGCAGCUGAACUUCUACAUAGAGAUGGUCCCAGGAAAGAGUCUAAUGCCCCUAUAUGAGAAACUGAUCUUGAAGAAUGUGUCAUCUCUGUCUCUAUCUAUGAAGCUCUCUCUUGUAGAGCCAUUCUCUCUGUGUGAGGCCCCAGGAGCACAUAGCUCUGCUACCACUAAGUCCAUUGUUUUAGGUAAUGGGAGGCAGGCUGAGUUUUGGAUAUGCUUUCAUCCAGUUUACUGUCAAGAUCGGGUGUCACGAGUUGUGGAUGAGUUCCUUGAGUUCCACUACCAGGGACAUCCACAACAAGACAUGGUGGAGCUGCAUGCUGAGGUCCACUUUCCCAACCUCCAUUUCUCCUCCACCACAGUGGAUUUUGGCUGUGUGCUCAACUGCACAGAAACUCAUAGAGUAAUCACAAUCACCAACUGCUCCCCGCUGCCUGUGUCCUACCGCUGGGCUUUCCUGGAAGACCAGAAACACUGUACCAUCAGCCCCAGGCUUGGUGCAUAUGAACAGAACGGCACACAGUGCCCUGUACGUCUUGAAGAGGUAUUUGAUGUCUUGCCGAUGUAUGGUCAUUUGCAACCUGGGGACAAGCAGCUAGUCACAUUCUCUUUCUACGGCCAUGAACACAUCAGCAGGGAGGUGGUAGCUCAGUGCCUUGUAGAGGAGGGGCCUAUAUAUGAAAUCAAACUCAGAGGAGAAGCAUCAGUAAUCAGCUACAGCCUUGACUUCACCCAUGUCAACUUUGGUCUGCAGCCUUUUGAUCAUGUAGGGGAAGCUACGGGAACCUUAAGGAAUACUGGCAAGGUGGGCUUCCAAUUCAGCAUCAUACACCCUCAAAAAGAAGAGGAGGAGGAUGAGACCGAUGAGGAGGCAGGGGGACAGAGGAAGGCCCUGGAAGAGGAAGAACAGCAGCCAGAUGCAAGGCAGCAAAAAGACAAUGGGCAACAUGCGGAGGGGCAGAAGGUCAGACCUGGCCAGCCCCUUGUCAUCCCCACUUUGGGUUACGUUGAUGCCGGUGCGGAGCAAUGUCUACGUGUGCUCUACCUCCCCGGUACCCCUGAGGUAUUUGAGAAGAAGCUUCAGCUGCAGGUGGCUUUCCUACAACCUCAGGACAUCACUGUGACUGGAGAGGGAGUGUUCCCAAGGAUCAACCUGAACUUGCCACGAAACCUGUCCGGGGAGUGCUACAGUGAUGUGGUGCAGCAGGCCAGAACAGCUUUGGAGGCAAAUGGAGUCAAAGAGGAGCUUAUGAAUGGAAUUGCUUCUGGUGGAGGACCAACAACAGAAGUCAGCUGCACACUCACAUAUGAAGAGCUGCUUCACAUGGAGAUUGAGAGAGCAUUGGUCAAAGAGAAUGCUCUUGCUGUGACUGGUAGCUUGCUGGAGCACAGCGACACAGAAGGUUCCUUCAGAAAGUGGUACAAACUUAGCAAGUUCCUGCUCCCAGAGUACAUUCUGGAUUUUGGUUAUGUAAUUCCUGGCAAAGUCCUCAGUCAUACUGUAAAUGUCACCAAUAUUGGAUCAGUACCUGUGUCCUUCCUUGCAAAUCGCAAACCUCUUAGUGGCACAGGUUUCAGUGCCGAAUUUGAAAGAGUGAAAAACCUGCCCUGUGGCAUGACACAGACUUUCACAGUUAAGUUUGAUCCUCAAGGAACCAAACUGCAGAUGGGGGACAUAUGUGUUGUGAUGCCAAUACAGGUCGCAGGUGGCCCAAUGGUGCCGGUGCGGCUGUGUGCAGUGGUGACCAUGCCGGCCAUCACUGUUUCAACAGACAUAUUGCAGUUUGACACUGUACAGUGUGGCAUGUGUCAGAUGCAAACAGUACAGCUGUUGAAUCAUGAGUCUGUGCCAUGCCACUGGAGCAUAACUGAGGAUGUGAAGCCUUUCAAAAAGGUAGAUAAGUUACUGCCACUUUACCAGCGGAAAAAAGCCUUGCAGGAGCAGCGACCACCUCCAGUGGUGUUUGAGAUGAUUCCCACCUCUGGAAUGCUGACCCCUGGUGAACGAGUCAAUGUCCAGAUAAAGUUCAGCCCUGCUGAGGGGAAUGCUUACAACAGACAGCUGGUGGUCCAUGUGGCUGAGAGCACCCAGCAGGUGUUCAUUAAAGCCCAGGGUCAGGGUGAGGAGCCACAACUUGAGUUCUUGCCGUCAGUGCUGGAGCUGGUGCCUUGCCUGCCUCUCAGCACUGAGGUUGAAGCUGAGGUCACAGUCAGAAACCCCUGCUCUUUUCCCAUUGAGUUCUACUCUCUGGAGUUCGACACACAGUAUCUCGAGGAAGAAAAGAUCCUGCGUCUGAUGCAAGGUUAUGAUGAGAACAACAUAGUGCUGCUUCCCCCCAGGGUCCCUCGAGAAAGUCUUCCCACAGAACUGCUUGACUACUACAAGGAGUAUUGCUCCCAGCUGAAAGACAAUGAGCUGAAGGCAGGAUUGGAUAAAGAAAAAGUUGAGAAGGAUGACACACAGGAAGAAGAGAAGAGGUCAAAUCAUAAUGAUGCCCACCCACUAGACAGGAAAGAUGAAGAAAUACACACUAACACUGUGAAACCAGCUGAAUUAUUUUCAGGGAUGACCAGAGAGGUAAGCAGUGGGAGACUGGGACAGCUAGAAAUGACCCCUAUCUCCAGAGCAAUGGCCCGCCACAUGUGUAUUGUCUUGUCACCUGAGGGUUUGGCUGCAUGCAACCUCAGAGGGAUUGCUAUUAUUGUGUAUGGAGCCCCACUGACAGGUAAGAGCAGCACAGCGGCUGCUCUGGCUCAUCACUAUGGGGGAGCAUGUCUGAGUGUUGAUGCUGUGAUUACAGAUGUGCUGAUACAUGGCACUUCACCUGUUAGCCUGACGGCAAGACAACUCUAUGAUUGUGCUGCUGCCAAGUACACUGAGAAGGAGGCGGAGGGGGCUCAGGCCAUUGAAGGUACAACAGAACUGGGACCUGUAGCACAUCUUGAAGCCUCAGAUCCAGCUCCAAAUUCAGCUCCAGCUUCACUUGAUACCAUGCAAGUUCUUCCAAAACUCAGUGAGGUCUGCUCCAGGAGAAAUGGCUCCAAGCAUCCUCAGGAGACUGAAAACACUCACAGUGCCCUUCGUCUGGGAGGAGAUGUGACCACACUCUGCAGUCUCUUACCUGAUCAACUACUGGCUGAUAUCCUGGCGGAGAGAUUUCAGUUGACCGAUUGUCACCGUGGCAUAGUGAUUGAUGGCCUGGAGUCUGUGUACACUCAAUCAGCGGCAAGCACACUGCAAGUUGUCCUUAAGGCACUAAAUAACCGCAAACACAUCUAUGUAGUCAAUUUGUCUGACUCCUAUGCUGCCCUGAAGGCACGGGAGAGAGCACGUAGAGAAGCUGAAGAGGCACUGCAGAAGGAGAAAGUGGACAGGGAGGAGCAGUGGUUGCAGGAGCUGGAUGAGGACGAGUAUGACGCUCUGCCAGAGGAGCAAAAAGAGCGUAUUACUGAGCGACAUAGAGAGAAACUCCGACAGCAGAAACUCAGGGAGCUUGAGCGAAUAGUGAAAGAGCAAGAGGAAAAGAGGCAACAGGAGGAGAUGAAGAGGUUGAGAGAUGAAGAGUUGAAGAAGAAGAAUAAAAAGGGUGGAAAGAAGGAUACUAAAGAAGGUUCAAGAUGGAAGAACUUGCAUGAGGGAAAGCAGUCCGGAGUGGAUAAGCUACAGUCUCAGUUCAGUGCGUAUGAGCGGAGCCAGGUUCAGGUGGAGCACAUCCUGCAGCACUGGGAUCGGGCCCGGGGCUUGCUGCUCGUCUCGCUCCCCAGUGAAGAAGCCGCACCAGUAUCAGAGGAUGCCCCAACAGAGAAACAGAGCCCUGUUGGCAAAAGGAGCAAGAAAGCCAGUAGCAAGACCAUGUCUCCGAUGCCCAGUCAGAUGGCAACACUAAUUGAUACAGACAAGAAGGGAGACAAAUUGUCUCCAAAGGACAUCAUUCCUCACAUUGCGCUGAGUUUAACAGAGAAAUACUAUCCGAGUACCAUAGAGCUGCUCAAAGGCAGCACCCUCCCUCCACUGGACGAGGUGUUGAAUGAUUUGGGGUUGGGACCCAGCGGCUCACCAAUCCCUCCUCCCAUCACCUUCUCUAUUGUUCCUUUCCCCAAAAACAGGGAGCAAUCUCAUAGUCAACUCACCUGUGACUGUUUCACCUUCCUGGUUCCAUCAGGACCGGACGAACAGGGGGAAGAGAAGAAAGAUUCAGAAAAGGAUGUACAAGCAUCAGCUGUACAGGAAGAGGCAGUGGCAACAGCAUCUAAAACUCGCAGCAAGGGCAGCAUUAAGGAGAGUGCAGUAACAAAGGACAAGGAUAAAAAGGGCAGAGAGAGUCAGAGGAGCAAGAGACAAACUUCAGCCAAGACAAAAGCAAAGGGCUUGGACCGGUCUCGCUCACCUUUACACGUCUCCACCACGUCCGACUGCACUGAACAAGACCAACACCAAGCAAACUUAGAGCUGAAACGUAACCAAAGCCUGACAACAUUUCGCUGGGUUGUACCAGCCAAUGGUGAGGUGGUUCUAAAGAUCUGGUUCUACUCAAGCUCCGUAGGGAAGUUUGAACAGACCUUCAACUUUGAGCUACUGGGCAAUCAGAGACACUACCAGCUACUUUGCAGAGGCAUUUGUACCUAUCCCUCCAUCUGCAAAGACUACAUGACUCUUUUUGCUCUCAGUAAAAAGGUGCCCCAAAUAGAAGAAAGGCUCCAGAAGACUUAUGUAGUCAAACCCGGAUACUUUGAGUUCGGACCGCUACUUUGUAGCAAGACCAGAGACAGAUACAAGGAAAAUAGGUACGCAGAGAACACAGAGAGAGUGGUGAUUCAUAACAAUUCAGGUCUGGAGGCUGAGGUCCAGUUCCAAUUCCAGCGUGACACACAGGCCACCACAUAUCUGCUGGACCCCCCAAGCAUGACUCUCAAACCAGACCAGAAACAGGAGUUGACAGUGUGGGCCUACCCAACAAAAGUGGGACAAAUGAAGGACUGUAUAGUGUGCUGUAUCAAGGACAAUCCAGAGCUUGUCAUCAUCAACCUCUCCUGCUGGGGUGUUCGGCCAGAGCUGGAGCUGGAAAGCAGUAAUUUGCACUUUGACAGAAUUUUGCUGCACAGGCAGGACAGCUGUAGUGUGACGCUACAUAAUAAGACAGCUCUGCCUGUAUCCUGGAGACUGCAAAGUGUGGAGGAGUUAGGUGAUGAGUUCAGUGUGCCACAGGAUCAAGGUAUCAUCUCACCUAACUCCUCUUUCCCCCUGAGCUUACACUUCAGGGCCAAGAGGCCACUUCACAUUAAGAAGAUGUUACGUCUGGAGGUGUCUGACGUGGAGAAGAUUCUAGGCAUUGUACACACCGAAAACAUACAGGUCACAGCUGAAGCCUAUGAUAUAGCUCUGGACAUCUCACCAGGUAGAAACUGUAAUGGCUGUCUGGACUUUGGAACCAUUAGAGUCUUUGAAGAGACCAAACUGUCUCUCAGGAUGAAAAACAAAGGAAAAUAUGAAAUAGCCUACAAGUUUACGUUUAAGCGGACAGACCCAACCCAGCCAAACCUAGACUCCAUUUUCACCGUGUCCCCCCAGUGGGGUACUCUAAUGCCCCACGAGAAGUCCACAACAGUGCAGAUCCUCUGCAGACCCAAUACCGAAGUCUUUAUUAGAGAACAACCUGUCCUGCCUUGCCAGGUGAUUGAACCUAACAUUGGGAAAGGAGGCGAAACAAUAGCCAUCUUAGCCAUUAAGGUUUCAGUCCAGUCUGUCUUCUCCAGGUACAAGAUCACACCUGCAUGUGACAUCAACUUUGGCCCACUGGUCUACGGAUGCAAGAAAAGCCAGAGCUUCACUAUUGAGAACAAUGGACUCUUUGAGACCCGUUUCAGCAUCUGCCAUAUGAUCACAGACUCUGCUCUACUAGGGAGGGUUGGGGGUCCAGGUAAGAAGAUCCUUCAAGAGAGCCAUUCAGGAAGGCCCACUGGUACCAUUAGCAAAGUGAGACGUGAGUCUUUCCAGAAAGACAUUAAUAUUAUACAGAACCGCAUCGCCAUGGGGGUCUUCUCAGUGUCUCCCUGCACAGGGAGCCUGCAGCCAGGGUCUCAGCAGGUGGUGACAGUGGACUGUGUAGCUGAACAGCUAGGCAACUGGAACCAGGGUUUGCUCAUUGACAUCAGUGACCGUGACCCCUCAGACCAGCCUGAGGGCAUACCAUACAGACUGCUGGCUGAAGUCUGCAAGCCAGGUAGGAACUUGUUAGACAUGGCCUCCAUCUUUGAAGAACAUCAUCUGUGCCACAACAGCAGACAGCUCUCCUCUGAGCAGUUUUGCAAUGCUGAAGGCAUUUAUAUCCUGGAUGAGAACAAGUUUAUCUUCAGCAAAGUCCUGGUCGGUCGGACUGCUCAGGCUUGCUUUAAACUCACCAACAACAGCAAGGUGCCCUGUGUGCUCAGCUUGGCCAUCAAACAUGGUGGUGCUAAGUCAUCCCGUAACAUGGAGGUUUUUGAUUUGUCUACCACAACACUGAGCAUUCCCAGCCAGUCACACGCGUUUGCUGUGGUCACCUUCACACCACAGACAAUGCAGCAAUACAGUGCUGUGUUUGAAGCAACAAUAGAGGGAACCAGCAGAAUGACACCCACAUCUAAGACCAAGGUGCUGGAGUUUGACCUAAUGGGAGAGGGGAAUCUGCCCAGUGUGUGUGUGGUGCAUCCAGCUCUGAGGAACAGCGGAGGAAGCCCAAUGUUGCAGUUCAGACGGGUAUUGGUAGGGCAGAGACAUCCCCUCCCCCUGGUGCUGCUCAAUGAUGGAAAUGUUCCAGCUCAGGUCCAGAUUGACAUGCUGGAUAAACAUGGUGUGUUCACCCUCAGAGCUGCACCUGGCAACACCUGCAGCUCCAUCCACUCCGCAAAAUUGGAGGGCACCACUGACUCAGAGCAUCAGUUGAUGCACAGAGCCAUUCUGAGGCUGAAUGUUAAUGAACAGGUGGAGUUUGAGGUCAGUUUUUGCUUUGACAAGCCCCUGAGUGUCAAGGCCAAGAUGACACUGCAGGUGGAGGACAACCAGUACAGCAAUACCAUAAUACAACUGACUGGAGAGACUUAUCAGGAAAUCAUCUCUCUUGACAACAUCAGCAGGUUGCAGGAAAUGGAUCAGGAAGAUGAUGAGAGAGAUAAUUAUGAGGUACUGAAUUUUGGUGACUGCCAUGUAGAUUGUCCUUACCAAGAGAGUUUCACCAUGACCAACCACAGUAGCAGCCAGGUGGUGAGGUUUGAGUGGCCUCCUGCUGGACUUCAUGUCUGCUUUUCACCACAGGUGGGACACCUUCAUGCUGGUUGUUCUAAGGAAGUGACUGUCACAUUUAGCUCUAGUCAGCCAGUGACUCUGAACAGCCAGCCAAUGAGAUGUAAGGUUUGUCAGGUGGAGUUCCAGCAGCCAUUUGAGCAGGUGGCUGACUGGGACGACCGACAGAGGACGGUCCAGUGGCUGAGUGCCUCAAAACAGGCUUCAGGAACACAACAACAGCAACCUGUGCAGAACAAGAUGAUAAAGAUAGAUCCUGAGCCCUGCUGCUCUGUGGUUGAUGGCUCGCAGUGGGAGUUAGAAUUGCGUGUCAGCGCAGUUUGUGACUAUGUGAAGUUCAGCUGCAACACCAACACCAUCCACUUCAAAGACACCAUGCUUUACCAAACCAGACUCCACCGACUACAGAUGGUGAAUCAGGGUAGUGUCAAACUGGAAUUCUCCUGGCAGGUCCUCAUGGUUCCAAGCAGCAACACUGUCAACAAUGACCAAGGAAAUGAGACCUCCAUUUCUCGACCUGGCAGCAGGUCAGCAGGAGCAUUGACUGGAGCCCAUCCUGCCAGCGCUCCGCCCAGCAUGAUGUCACUUCUGAUGGGGAGCCCUGAGCAGCCACCCUUCAGUGUUGAACCCAGCAUAGGGGUCAUACAGCCUGGUUCCAUGCAGAACUUCAACAUUUGCUUUUCACCUCUGGAGAUGGCCCAGUUUCAGGGCAGGCUGUUCUGCAGUGUCCCCAACUUGCAGGAUGGGGAUCAGGCUCCCUGUAUCUCGGUGUUUGGCUGCAGCCUACAGCCCCACUGCCACUUUGACCUUAAGGACUCAGACUACAUCAGUGGGAACCACCGCAACCCUAAGUUCAGGGACCCUCUUGACCCUAACAUCAGAGUCAUAGAGUUCAAUGCUGUUGGUUUCUCUGUGCCAUCAACAAGAUGUUUUAUUGUGGUGAACCCAACCAGUAAACCCUACUCAUUCAAGUGGAAGUGUGAAGAUGCAGGUGGCAGCCCAUUUCACUGUCUCACCCCAUGUGGUACCAUCCUGCCUGGGAAAAAAGUAGAGAUGUGUUUUGAAUACGUAGCCGAGCAGCUGGCUGCAGUGGAGUCAUUCUGGCGCUUUGUGAUUGAGACUCUUUCACUGUCUUUCCCCUUCUUGUGCGUGGGAAACACCAGAGAACCAGUUGUCUAUCUCAACAGACCUCACCUUGACUUGGGGGAACUGCUUGUUGGCCGUAAAGUGGAGCAGACAGUCGAUCUGGUGAAUGGAGAGGAGGAGCCUUUUCACUUCUCGCUCCUGCAGUCAUCUCUUCUCUGUGAAAACCAGCGGUCCAGCCUCAUUUUGCAGCCCAUGAGUGGCACAGUGUCACCUAAAUACAGGUUGCCACUGUCAGUAUCCUUCACACCAUGCCAGGAGGGCUAUGUGAGCUUCAGAUUGGUUUUGAGGGUGAAGAGGAGGUCAGAGCCAAUCACACUCACUGUUAAGGCCAACUGUUUCACCAUGAACACUUUGGUUCAAGUUGAGAAUCCAGAUGGAAAGCUCAGAGAGAUCAGCUCCAACCACCAAGACUCUCUGGACUUUGGAAAGGUGGGGAUUGCAGAGAAGUCCGCCUUUAAUUUUCUGGUGUCCAAUCUGGCAAGAUUCAGCCUGGAAGUGAAUUUUGACCUAACAGGUCCUAGUGAGCUGCUGAAACACUUGGAGGCAAAAACACAAAAUACUACUCUUGAGGUUGGGAAGCAAAUGCACUUAUCACUCUUCUUUUGUCCCCGGAGCAAUUGUAACCUCCAUGAUGUCAGACUGAUUAUCAAGGUAAAGCAUGGGCCAACAUUUACUUUUGCCAUUAAAGGCAGGGCUGUACCGCAUAGCCUAGAAUUCUCCUUCACCAAAUUCAAUUUCGGAAAGUGUUUCCUGUUCUGUCCCGGCAUGGUGCCAGCCUCCCAGAUUCUAGUGAUCAGCAACAAAGGCGUACGGGAUAUCAGUGUCCAGUGCCAGUUCAAGAACAACUCUUACCUGGAGACGGAAUUCCAACCAGGUAUUUUGUCCCCUGGUGCUGUGAUGGAGGUACCAGUCACCUUCUAUCCUCGUGAGGCAGUGCGGUACCAUGAAAAGCUCACCUUCAUCUUAAACAGCUGUGUCAUGAAACAGGUGGACAUACUUGGGCAAGGCAUCGAAAUGAAGCUCGAAGUGGAGGAACCAAGGCAGAGGAAGGUGAAACUGGGAACUCUGAUGUUGGGUCAGAAGGUGAAAAAACAGGUUGUUCUGGUAAACCGCAGCACUUUAGACCUUUCCUUUACUCUGCUUCUCAACACAAACAAAGCACUGGACCCAAAGGAUCUGUCAUUCAGUCCAGCAGGUGAGCUGAACCUGAAAGCCAGUGGUGGUUCUUGUGAUGUUGAGAUCCAGUUCUCACCUCAUCAGCACAUACCUCCCUUCAAGGCUGAGCUGCAGGCAGAGUUUGCAGGCCUGUUACAUCCCUUGCUGACCAUCCAUGGCUGCUGUCAGGGUGUGGAGGUCCAGCUGGACCAGGACCACCUGGCUUUUGGAGCUGUAGUUCAGCACUGCCAGGCCAGGAAGAGGAUUGUCAUGAUGAACACUGGAGACAUUGGUGCCAGGUUUCAAUGGAACACAAGGAGUUUUCCUCCAGAGUUGUCCAUCUCACCGCCUAAAGGCUACAUCUGUCCAGGAAUGGAGGUUCCUUUUGAUGUGACUUUUGCCCCCGAGGAACUGAGUAAUGACACAAGAUAUGAGAACCUGUCUUGCUUUGUUGAGAGCUCCUCACCUGUCACCCUCACUGUGACAGGCUCUUGCAUUGUGCCUUCCACUAGCAAAGAGGUGGUGAAUUUUGUAUGCCCAGUACGUGGCUCUCACACCCAGCCCCUGCCGGUGUUCAACCCGACAAACCAGUGUUGCAGCAUCAAACCUGUGAUUGAGGGCGCGCAAUGGAGCGCUGCACCCUCCGUGACCCUUGAACCCCUCCAAAACAAGACAUAUGAAAUCACCUACCGACCGCUGACCAUGACUGCUGAUGGAAAGAAACACCUGGGAUCAGUCUCUUUUUCUUUCCCUGAUGGGACAGGCAUGUUGUACUCCCUGCAGGGAACUGCUGAUCAUCCGAAGGCAGAGGACACCAUUGUGCGUGAGCUGCCUGCCAAGACUCAACACAUAGAGUUGCUCCCUGUGCACAACUGGCUCUACAAGCAACAGCGGUUCCGUGUGCUGAUAGAGAUACUGAAGCCUGAUAAACCAGAUGCUACAGUGUCUCUCAAAGGUCUAGAGUACAUUGAUGUCCCUGCUCUGGCCAAGAGAGACUACAAGAUGUCUUUCUUCACAUUCAGAGAGGAGCAGUACAACACCAAGGUGAUUUUUCAUAAUGAGGUGACAGAUGAGUACAUGUUCUACCUCGUUACCUUCAAGGCCACAUCUCCAGGAGUCUUGUCCACCAUUGAGCUGGUGACCACUGUCCGCCAGACAACCUCGGCCACUGUACAGGUGGAGAACCCCCUGACUACAGCUACCUGCCUCACCACUGAGUGUAAAUGUGCUGACAUCAGUGCCCCACUUAAGCACACUGUGCCAGGACAGUCCAAGGGUUCUCUGAGCUUUGAGUACCAGCCUCUGUGUGCGGGCGAGUCUACUGCCCGGCUGACUCUGUGUAGUAGUGAUCUGGGAUCCUUCCACUACAGUCUGCUCCUCAGAGCUCUGCCCCCACAACCAGAGAAAACUGUCUUCUUCAACAUUUCACUGGGAAGCAGCCACUCUGUUGUUGUUAAGUUCAUGAAUUACACCCGCUUCAAAACAGAGUACUCGUGCAAGACUGACUGCCCGGAUUUCACUGUGGACAAAAGUGUUGGUGCUUCACCAGGCUUCCAGGCAGGGUCAGAGACCAGUGUGGAGGUUUGUUUUGAGCCUCAUCAACUGGGGGAAUUGAGAGGUCAGCUCACCCUGUCCUCUGCAAUCGGUGGUGAAUACAUCUUUCCCUUACAUGGGAACUGCCUUCCUCCGAAAGCCCAGGGCCCGUUUAGCAUCAGGGCUGGUUGCAGAUUAACCAUCCCCUUCAAGAACGUGUUCCUGCAGACCAUCGCUUUCUCUUCUCAGGUGGACAACCCCUGCUUUACUGUUAAAGGAGUUGACACCAUCCUCUCCAAAAAGACACAAAACAUCCUUGUGUCAUUCGAGGCCCCUGCAGGAGGCUCUUCAGGGCCCUGGUUUGGCAAGCUGACCAUCUCCAGCCAGCGCUCUGAGGGCCACAGCAAGCCCUGCUCAUGGGUCUAUUACCUGAAGGGCUACCGCCCUGAGUCAUCUUAGAGAGCAAUAUGUACA
Messenger RNA from Xiphias gladius (swordfish), 14253 nucleotides. It is a transcript of the gene hydin, whose product is annotated as HYDIN axonemal central pair apparatus protein. Gene Ontology annotation, cellular component: axoneme. Gene Ontology annotation, biological process: cilium movement; axonemal central apparatus assembly. Bases 1 to 14238 code for a protein of 4745 amino acids. NCBI's taxonomy places the organism in Eukaryota, Metazoa, Chordata, Actinopteri, Istiophoriformes, Xiphiidae. The transcript has 86 exons. The record is from RefSeq and is a predicted model, not a curated record.